AUGAAACUACCUCCAUCACCGCCAUUCAUAAAUCGUUUAAUUGUGGGCACAAUAGCUAUGGCAGCAGGUAUUUACGUAACGAUGGAUGCUGGAAAAGAUUUUGAGUUUAUUAAAUAUGUCCCUCAUAGUCCUGAAGAAGUUGAAAGAAGAAAAAGAGAAAACAUAGGUUUAUCAUUGAAGUAUAUGGAAACUAGUACUUUGAAAUAUACCCCUGAAGCUGAAGAACGUUUCAAAAAGUUGGUUGAUGAAAAGCAGAAACUUGAAGAUGAGAAGAAACAAUCAACCACAAACUCCCAAUGA
Scheffersomyces coipomensis is the source of this 300-nucleotide messenger RNA. RefSeq lists its product as uncharacterized. The transcript has a single exon. Bases 1 to 300 code for a protein of 99 amino acids. The record is from RefSeq and is a predicted model, not a curated record. NCBI's taxonomy places the organism in Eukaryota, Fungi, Ascomycota, Pichiomycetes, Serinales, Debaryomycetaceae.